Drosophila eugracilis is the source of this 830-nucleotide messenger RNA. RefSeq lists its product as uncharacterized. The transcript is spliced from 3 exons. The record is from RefSeq and is a predicted model, not a curated record. Lineage: Eukaryota; Metazoa; Arthropoda; Insecta; Diptera; Drosophilidae. The coding region runs from base 195 to 758 and encodes 187 amino acids.
AGUUUACCUGAAUUUUAAAAAUUGUAGCGUAGCUUUAGUAAGCAGACGAACUUGCCAUCAGCUUAGCCUGGCCAAAAACAUACUCAAACAGUCUUCAAAUUCACAAAAACUGUACACCAUAUUAGCAAAAUUAUAUAAAAAUACAAAAAAUAUAAUCCACCCAGAUAGAAAUCUUUUGAGUAACAGACUCCAAAAUGGACCAAGCAGCGGAGCGGAAAACCCUGAUUCAGGAAAAGAGAAAACAAAUGGGAGACAAGAGGAUGACCUUGGGAAUGAAGUCAUUCUAUGCCUCUGUAAUGGGCAGCAUUUUCCGGACCAGCGAUGAGCCGCGAAACUCGUUUUCCACAAUGCAUAAGCGCCAUAAGAAAGAUGCUGAAUAUAUUCACCCAGAUUAUCGGGAAGUUGCAACAGAAGAUUAUGUGCCCACUUAUCAAACUGUAUUCGACGACGACAGGGACCCAGUGCGAGAGCCCACAUUUGCCAAGCACCGCAUACCGCUGCAAAUACGAUGUCUGGAGCGGUAUUCCGAUUCCAAGCGGGCUUAUGCUCAUCAGUUCAAGCGAGAGAUCCAACUCCUGAUCGACAAUCAGUCGACAGCCGAGGAUGCUUGGCAAUUCGUGAGAACUAUGGCUUAUACCACACUUUGGCCUCCGCUGCAUACAAGAAAGGAACUCAAGAUCUUUGAAAAGGACUUUUGCAAACUUACACCGGCUGAACAGAACCGCUAUGAUAAAAUAAUGGCGACAAAUUUUAUUUAAGGGCACCCAGGCUGGCUAUGUUAAUUACUUAUUUCUUAAAGCCCAAAGUAAUAUUAAAAAUUUAAAAAUCGA